Oppiella nova is the source of this 1777-nucleotide messenger RNA. The record is from the annotation of a GenBank genome assembly. Lineage: Eukaryota; Metazoa; Arthropoda; Arachnida; Sarcoptiformes; Oppiidae.
UACCAAAACAUAUCAUAAAUUUAUAUUAUAAUAAAAUAUAUGAUUAUAUGAAAUGUCGUCUAAUUUCUCAUUAAAACUUCAUAAAUGACUUCAAAAGACGUGAAAAAUCAAUACAAAAACUCAAAUGCUUUUCAUUGCAAACAAUAUCUGUUUUGAAUUCAAUUUAUAAACAUUUCUCUUAUAAUUAGCUAUCAUUUGAAACACAUAUUCCUCACGAAAAGACCACUUCAUAAGUUGUGUCUCAUUUGUUCACACCUGUUGUCCAUCCAUAACCUCGAUGUCGAUAUCCCACCAAAUACUGGACGGCCACACAAGUGACGUGAAUUGGGUGGACUUCACGGGAACCAAACUCCUGGUCAGUGCCAGCAAUGACAAGACCGUCCGGCUCUGGGAGUCCGAUGACAGCGGACUCUUCAAGCAGAUCUCACUGUCACCACUGGUUGGCCACCACUACGGUGUCAAUUGUGUGCGAUUCUCACCCUUUGGCACAAUCAUAGCCUCGGGAUCCACUGAUGGCAACAUUAUCUUAUGGAACACUCACACAGGGGAACAGGUGGUGAAACUGACGCACGACAGCGGCGGUGGUAUCAGAGUCUGUAGUUUUUCGCCCUCUUCGUCAAUGCUGGCAUCGGGUGGUGAUGAUGAGAGCUUGGUCAUUUGGGACAUUAGCACCCGGUCUAUGAUUAGAUCACUUGCAGAUCACGAGGCGAUGAUCACUGCCUGCACUUUCAGUCCCGACAGUUGUUACCUAAUCUCGGGGUCGUCUGCGGGUGACCUCAAGCUGUGGGACUCGAAGUACGGACAUGCCAAGUGUUUGUUCACGACGGCUGAAGCCCAUGAUUUGGGUGUUUUAGGCUGUGAUUUCAGCUCACAAUACGAAGUGAAUGUGUCGGACGGUCCGCUUCAGAGUUUCUAUCUGUUGGCCUCCUGUGGUAACGACGAUCUGGUGAAGCUGUGGCACGUGAGGGGUGGCCUCAAGUCAACCAUAACUCUCUCGCAUUCCCUGAAAGGCCACAACGGGAACGUGAAUUGUUGUCGUUUUAAUACUGACGGAUCACUUCUAGCCUCAGCCGCCGGUGAUAAGUUGGUGAUCAUAUGGAACCCACAAAAUGGAGUUCUUGUGCAUAAACUCGAGGGUCAUUCGAGAUAUGUCACGUCUUGUGCUUUUUCUUCGGACAAUAAAUACUUGGCCACCGGUUCUAACGAUAAGACAGUUAUUGUUUGGAAUAUGUCAGACAUGAAGGACAGGGAUGUGAUUAUUACAAAAAACGGAUCGUUGGACGAGUCGUCGGCGAUGAUAGCCUCGGGAAGUAAUAUCGUCUCCGAUUGGACUCUCAAUGAUGUAAUCGUUUGGUUGGAAAGACUUGAUUUGGGGAAAUACAGCUCAGUCUUCAGGGAGAACUCUAUCGAUGGCAUAGAAUUGGUUCACUUGACUAAUGAUAGCCUUUUGACUGCACUUAAAAUUGAUUCUUUGGGCCACAGGAAUAAAAUCCUGAGAGGAAUACAAGCGCUGAAGAACCCGUUGUGGCAACACAUCAACGAUGACGCGGAAGACAACUCUUCAAUGCCUAACGAACUCUGUUGUCCCAUCACUCACGAGAUAAUGAAGGAACCGGUGGUCGCCGCGGACGGCUAUACAUACGAAAGGGAAGCGAUCACUGAAUGGAUCAAUAACGGCAACUCUACCAGUCCUAUGACCAAUGAAGUGAUGAUUAAUGAGUUACUUCUGCCGAAUCUAAACCUCAAAACAUUGAUUCAAAAGUAUUUAUCAAAAUAA